Molecule: messenger RNA, 2254 nt
Organism: Dimorphilus gyrociliatus
Lineage: Eukaryota; Metazoa; Annelida; Polychaeta; Dinophilidae
Source: the annotation of a GenBank genome assembly
GGAAAUGAACGCCAUCUAUAAACUAUAAAACAUAUGAUUGUUAUUCUUCUACACAACCAAGUUUGAUGUGGCUGUUAACGAAGCGUCUGCAUCACAGAUUAUACUAUUAGAGAUUUGGCAAACUACGAUAUUAUUGAUUAAAGAUCGAUCCAUCUAAUAAACAGUAAAAAAAUGAGUGAACCAAAAUCAAAGAGAAACCUAUUGGAAAACAAUGAGAAGAAAGAAACUCCAAAUUUGUGCCGGGAUCUAUUACUCUGUUCAAUUGGACCCCGACCCUGUUUUAUUCCUAGCUGCUUUUGCUUCCCAAAACUCAAGGAAUCUUUGACAACGAGAAUGAGUUAUGCGAUUUUUCUGGGGCUCAUUGCAAUUCUCGCGAUAUUGAGUCAGUUCAAGCCUGUGUAUAAAAGUCUUGAAUUUUUGGAUAAGGUAGAGUCACAAUGUGACUUUUAUAAUGUGUCUUCCUGUCCUGGAGAAAUGCCGUAUCCUUAUUUAUUGGCUUACAGAUAUUGUUAUUCACUUGUUGCUUUUCAUCUACUUCUCCUUCCUUUAACGUUUUUGGCAGAAAACAGCCAAGGAAGAUCAGGUUCCAUUCAUAAUGGCUUUUGGCUUAUAAAAUUCUUAGCACUGAUUGCUCUAAUCUUUGGUUUGUUCCAAGUGCCUGUCAAAAAACUCAUUUUAGAAAUAGGUCUAUAUGUUGGUAUGUUUGGUGGAUUGGUCUUUAUCGUUUUCUGCCAACUGCUAUCUAUACUCUCUUUUGCUCAUCGCCUUCGGAAGAAAUGGCUCAAAAAUAGUGAACGAAAUAUUUGUUGGAAAUUAGUCAGCCCUAUAGUAGCCUUUCUUUGCGCAGCAGCAAUUGCAGGAAUCACUUAUAUUACUAUUGCACUAUAUGCUAUGAAAAUGGACUGCAAAGUAGGUACUUUAGAGAUAAAGACAAUUAUUAGUUUAAUCGUUGGUCUUUUACUUAUUAUAAUAGUUCUACUAGUUGGUCUAUCCGUUAUAUCCUGCGUGAAAAGAAUGAACCCUAAUAAUUCCUACCUUCAAGCACUUGUUGUGGGAGUUUACGUUAUGUAUCUAAUUGCAACAAGCGUGACAAGUAUACCUGUUGUAUCCAGAGGGGAAAAGAACGCCACUAAUGUUUCAAAUCUUUUAUCAAAUUUUGAAUUACCAAAGGACUGUUCAAUGCUUAAAAGCGCCGCGAGUGUUAAUUUAUCGUUUCUUGGCGAUUUAAAUAAAGUGAUGAAGAUAACAAACUACAUUGGCAUAGGUCUGAUGACGGGGAUGGCAAUUUAUUCCGCAAUGAUAACGCAAUUGGAUAAGGAAACCCCUAAAGCCAUUCAACUAAGGAGAAAGGUACGCAAGUUUUGUUGCAAAACAGAAUUGAAAGAAGAAACCAUUCCCAUUGACACACCGGAAACAGACAGAAUCAUACGAAAUGACUAUCAUACUACAUCGUAUAAUUACUAUAUCUUACAUUUCACAUUUUCCUGCGCGGCGUUAUACAUUCUAAUGAAUCUAACAAUGUGGUAUAAGCCAGUUAUUGCGUCAUAUGAUAACACAUUCCAAAAGGCAAAUAUUAUACAUUUUGGUCGAAACUGGCCUGCAGUAUUCGUUAAAUUUGGAUCGGCCAUUAUGUGCUUAAUUCUAUAUUUAAUAACUUUAUUUGUUCCAAAAAUUUUUGGAUACGAUUUUACCGUUUUGAAAUUAAGAAAGAGCCAUUCUCAGAUUGAAGUUAGUACAAUUGUAUAAAGUCAAUAUAUUUAUUUCUCACUAUAUAAUUAAAGUGUGUAUUUUGUCCUAUCUAUCCUUUGCUUUUCUCUAAAUAUGCUCUUUAUAUCAAUAAAGAAAAGUGCUCUUUAUAAAGAUGAGUAUUCUGUUUAUAGACCAUUUAUGCAAGCCCUAACCUUACAUAUUACGUGCGAAAUUAUGUAUAUUGUAUUUGAUACGAAAAGUUUGUUUAUGUCAAUUUUUGCAGUUUUACAUUUUUUUAUUAUUUGAAUAUAUUUCAACUAUUUAACGGAAUUAUAGUCCAAAACAAAAAGGAUAAAACGAUCUGUAUUACUAAGCAUUUCUGAAUAAUUUAUCUACAAUGCGACUAGGAAACUUGUUGAAAUAUUACAAACAAUUUGGUAUCUUUAUUUAUAUUACAGUUAAAUAUACAGCAACAGCUCUGGAAUACAGAUUUUUUUCUCUUGCAAACGAUAAAAAAAGAGAAAUAUAAAUUAUAUUCAAAACUGUUAUAAAUUCUGUUUCGAAU